GGCGAGUUGUGAGACGAUUGAACCUUUGACAAUUUUUGAAUAGCCUGGAUGUCUAGGGCAAAAAUAUGAAGCUGCCUGCGAGUGCAAAAAAUAAAGACACUCGUCUCAAAUUUGUGCUCAUGAGACGUCCUUAAGGCCUCUUCAGUGAAGUGCUCCAACUAUUCCCGACUCACUCGCAUCAUAAAGAUAUGACAUUUUGGUCAGUCUGGUGCGUUAGCCACUCCUCUCAUUUGUUGCAACCGACACUAUUUUUUCUUUUUGAGUGUGUAGUAGACCUAGACUUUUAUUUUUGUGUUGUCUUUAUUAGGAUGAUGCUCAGCUCCAACUCCUAGUCACUCUGUUCUUUGUUUUGAGUUGCAGUUUACAGCGUUACCUCAAGUGGUGCGUACUUCUGUUAUUGCCAUAGCUGUCAUGCAGAGAUAGAUCUAGUAGAUAGAUCACUUCAUCUUCAUCUUUAUUUUUUUUUGGUUCAACUAACUUGAGUUUCUGUUUUAUUCUAUCGCUACUUUUCGUGUGCAGCAGCAUUUUUUUAUCAAAAAUUUUUUCAGUAUAGUCUGGCAGACUUGCUCUACCUUGCUCUACUCGUAUUCGUUGUAUCUACUAUUUGUUUCAUCUUGUAUCGCGAAAACAUCUUCAAUUAUCUUCAUCGAUGUUAUAGUUUUGAUAGGAGGUGAAGGUGAGUUCAAGAACUUUGUUGUAUCUUUCUUAUCUUUAUGAGUUCGAUAGAAAUGGAAAUCUGCAUAAAAAUCGUGAAUAUUGUUGAUUCUUUCACCGGGUGUACCGCCUUGUUGGUCGUGCCCGCUUGAAGAUACUAGGUUGAUAUCCACAAUUCAAGGAAUCCUACGCAAGCCACGCGCACCUCCCUUUCUGAGGGAAAGAGAAUCUCAAUGAAUCUUGUUCUUCUAAGUACUUUACUAUUACUUAGAUAGAAGUUCUUGCACUACUUACAACUACUACAACAAGUACUACUAGAUUUGGUCUGGAAUCGGCGCAACUACUGCAACUGGUGAAAAAUCAAAGGAAUAAGGAUGUCGGAAGUCGGCGUCGAGCGGUCCACUAGUUGGGACGUCGCAGAGAGUAGGGAGAUGAAUAAGGGAGGUCCUCGUAGUGCACCUGGUGGAGUCGAACUUACAUUACGGUAGUUUACCGUAAAAAUCAAUCCAUGAUCUCGGGAAGCAUCUUGCAGCUUAUGCUUCAUCAAUACAAGCGGGCUGUGACACGGCCCAAAAGCCCGCCUAAUCGGGCCGCCGACGCACUACAAAAAAAAGAUAAGCGGGGUAAAAACGGCUCCAAGAUGAGUCACGAGAUCAUGGACGAUUAGCUUGAGCUCUAACUACAGUGCCUCCGCCUCCAGGUCCGCCAGCUCCUGUGCCCGCUGAGGAGAUGAGAAGACUCAAAACUGCGGUUGACGAAUCAGCUGCAAGUGCAGAGCUGGCGGAAGCGCGCAACGCAGCUGCGAGCAAAAAAGAAGCGUCGAAGAAUAAAGUCAUCCCGGAACAGAGUCUUAAGGCAAGAACUGCUGGAGCAUCCUCAGCACCAUGAUCCCUGGCCCCUUUUUCAAAAGGGAGACCUUUUUCAAAAGGGAGAUGAAAAGGGCACAGCAGGGAUCAUGGGCUCAGGGAUGGGCUCAGGGUAUUCGAAAACUCAAAAUAUCCGAGUUACUGACUGAAAUAAGGGAGGCACUAGCUUAUAGCGCCAAGGCUACUCUUCCUUCUCAUCAGUGUCUCCCUUAUAUUCAAUAGUUACUCGCUUAUUUCAGUUUUUCGAAUAGCUCUAAGAGCCGAUGUCUCUGCUCGCUGGGGACUGGCGAGAUAGUGCACAUAUUGGCGUUUUCGGCUCAAAGCGAGGAUGAAAUCGAUCCUUUUGAGCGCAUUGUGCAAGACGCGGCGCGGGAAUUCUACGCUUUGGAGGCAGGGAUCACGGACGUGCGGAUAUGUCAUCCAAUGCGAGGACGCAUCGUUUUUAGGUUGAUAAAUAUAAUAAUCAUCUCAAGAAGACACACACAAACAGCGAUGCGGCCAGCAGUAUACUUGACAUUUGAUUAUACAACUUGCAGCUCCUUUCGUUUUUAGUCUUCAGAUCAUGUUCAUCCUCGAGAGGUUGUGAACGGAAACAUGAAACGUGCUUUACGUCGUUUGGCACUUGUACGACUAAUUCCUAUAACUCACUACGUCGUGCGAUUUAAUCCUUAUCUUCAUUCUCUAAUUCUUUCGUGGUGACAUUUCUGGACUAUCGGAAUCUCCACGCUUUCCGGCAAGGUCCAGAACAGCGUUUGAGGAAAGCCUUGCGGCCACAUGCGCAUGACAACGAGAUCUUCAACAUUAAGACCAACCAAAAGCAUGUUAUUAGAUCAAAAAUAUGAAUUCAUAGUACCUACGUAGGUAAAUGUUGACAGUACCUACUUAUAGGUAAAUGUUGAUAGUACCUACUUAGUUAAAUGUUGAUCUCCCCACUCCCCACAGUGGAAACCAAUCUCUCUCAGCUUCCUCGUUCAUAUCAAGCUGUCCGCCUGUCGAGGGAGCGAGUACCAUAGGCACGACAGAAGUUCCUAGCAGCGGUGAUGGGCCGGGGCUUAGCUCUGCCUUCUCGGGGACAACAAGUUCUUCUUCAACUCCUGCUAAUGAGGAACUACGAGGUGGAGGUCAUCAAAUAGAAGCGAGGAAAGAUAACAGGAACAAGAAGAUAGACGAGUUUAGUCCAUCAACACGAGCAGCUCAGACUCAAACACCUGCUUCAGGCGGAGCAACUUCUACGUCCAGCACUAGUCUGACGAAGCAGCUUAUUCACCCAAUAGAACGAGAGGCGUAUCUGGUCUCAAUAGGAACAUCAACUGCAGAAACAGGCGAAGAACAAGCAUGUUGUCCUCAAAGUCCUGUAGGAGCAGCUACUUGUACUUCACCACCAGGUAGAAGAGAAGAUGGAACCAUGACAGCUACUUCACCCAUAAGAACGAGACAUGGAAUGAUGACCCCACCCAUAACGCACAUCCCCUCAGCUCGCUAUUCCCAUGACGACUUGGGGAACCUCACCACGACCCUGUCUUCAAUGUUGAGUAUUAAGGAAGGCUUACUGGUGCAACAGGAACAAGCGGACACAAAAGCCAAAAGUGUAGAAAAAUCCCCAAAUAAAGGUUCCCCAAACAAUUUCACUCCCGCAGUUUUGAACGUUGAGGUGGACCAACACGCGCCCCGCAUACUCGACUCCUUACCUCUCCCCAACUUCGGGUACCCUGGUUCAACACCUGUUGAAAAUGAUCAAGCAGGUGGCGCUACAACUUCAAGUGCUGCCUCUGCAUCUGCAGCUACAAAAUCAUCUCGAAACAACCUAGUAGUUGUACCUUCGUUGGAGACAGCUGUGAAAACUGCUAACAAGAAAGGUGUUGCCUUAAUCUCACCUUCCCUAGAUAAUUACGGUCAGCUCUUUCAUAACAUCUUGGUACCCUUUUCCCUUGUAUUCUCAUGAAAUACAAGGUGCAAGGGGUCAAGAUGAGGGGGCCGAGAUGCAAUCUAGCAGACUCUAACUAAACCUCUUGACGUCAAAACAACAAGCUUCACAGACCGUAGCAUCUGCCGCUACGAUAUUUUCGAGUCUUCUAGGAGGCCGCUUCGUGACGAAUGCGUACAGCUUUGAAGCAACUGGGUCGCUCAUGCCUGCAGCUCACACACUGAAAUCUCUGCUGAAGAAGCUCGUCAAAAUGAUCAAGGGUCGGGAUCACAGAAGUCAUCCUGUGAGGGAUGUGGCGGAAGUACUACUUACUACUACGAGCUGAAGAUUUGUUUGUUCCUUUCGAAUGAUCUGAUGCAGCUAAAAACAGUAACAACUGCAGGCAAAAGCCAUGGUCAUCAUGUUUUUAGUAAAAGUUGAUGUUGUACAACGACGACCAUCAUCCAAACCCCAUCUUUAAUACGACCACCAACACUUCUUCACAGGAAUGUAAGCUGUGGUUUCCGAGGGAUUCUGAGGUCGCCAAGUUCGUUAGCUGGAACGCAGAGAACCCGAGUAAGUAUACCCGGAACCUCAUCUACAAGAAUGAAGCCUUCGAGUGCCUACUCAUGUGCUGGCCAGCACAUUUAUGAUGCACGACGGUUCUGUUUUAUCUAGAGUGAUUGAGUUGUACGAUAACUAGAGUGAAGAUUUGAGUUGUGAGACAUUAUAGUACUAGAACAAACAAUGUUCUACAACUUGACAAAUCAGAAAAUACGUAGGUGGGUAACGAGGUGUAGAAGUACGACUGGCUUCCUCCUGUACUACAUCGUCGUUCUUUUAUCAAUAUUAAGCAUCGUCUUGUUCUUCUAAUUGCUAGCGUUAGCUCCAUCCAUUGCCAUGACGAGAGCAGCUGUUGGGUCGUUGCGGUUGGUGGAGAAGUAGUGGAGGUGCAAUAUGCCCAACCUAAGUUGGACCGGAAAUUCCUCGAGGCCGAGGCGCGCAACCCUCGCCAAGCUCUAGGAAGGUGCGCACCUUUGCGCAAACUGAGUGAGACCACUCUCGGAUUCGAUGCUGUGAGGGUAGUACCUGAACGACUUGUCUCAGUGUAUUGUUGUUCUAAUAACUCUUCGUCGUGGGUAGCUGUCUAGUUGUACUUGCAUCAUGAAGAUCUUCCUUGUCUGAUAUUAAGCCUAGUAGUACUUGCAUCAGUAGAUCUUCCUUGUCUAGUACUUGCAUCAUGAUUCCUAGGUCACCUUAUUCUCCUACCCAUCCUUUAUAAAGAAGAACCUCCAACAAGAACAACACCAUGUUCGACCACCAUCUUCUACUCCUUUAUGAAGAACCAAGAAGACGUCCUUUAUGAAGAAGAACCAAGAACAACACCAUGUUGACCACCUCCAAAUGAAAAUUUUUUUCAUCGUCGAACGAUCCAAAAAGGUCGGCUACGCCAAUCAAGAAAUAGCUUUGCAUCGCAUUGAGAAUCGUACGGACGAGCCAGCUUACACGAUGCACAUCUACGCACCGGGAUUGGAGAAAAUCCGUAUUUUUCAAGAGUGCGGAACGGUUUCUGUUGCAGUGAUGCCCGUUUGUUCAACAUCUGAAACAGAGGACAGGGAAGACGACCACGAAGACGAAGACAAUGCUCUGCCUUUCGUUGCGGCUCUUUGGAACGAAAAAGAAAGCGUUGCAGCAUAGGAAAAAAAAGAAACCUUUGAAACGGCAGUUGAGAAGCCAUGUCGGUGGCGUGGUUCUUGGAACGAAAACGAAGGCUUCGUCGCAGCAUAGGAAAAGCAAGCUUCGCAGCAUAGAAACGAUCAUGCGGCUCUUGAAACCAGCUACAUUGACGUUAUUUUGUUUAUUGUUAUUCAACAUUACUCAACAUAAGAACUCAGAAACUAGUGAUGUUUCUAAGGGUAAUGAAAAAUUAAAAUCUCCUAGCACUAGCACUACAAUAUGAACAGCGGCGGUGCUCUAGUAGUACUUACUUACUCGGUUCUUGUCGUGCUACGAGCACCAGUCCUGAAAAAAGCUAGUUCAUCUCCAUGCAUAGAACCAGAUUUUCGUGUAAUAAAAUAAAGGCAUUCCCGAUAUAUAGAACAUCUUCUUCAGUAUUGCAUUUUUGACCCUUUUUGUGCGUGUUUGAAUCAGCUCGUCAGCGUUCAUUCACCUCCUGAACAGUUGUUGAAAUGCCAAAACCACGUCAUUGAAACGCCAAAAACACCUCGCUAACUACUAGCUAUUAAGCGAUUAGAAAUACCAGAAAAUAUUGAUAGUGAUACUGAAGCUUAACUUCACAAACUUACGGAAUCUUAAGAAACUGAAAUUUCAUCAACAUGAUGACUAUGCUGGGAAAACCGACAGAUGAAGUAACACAAUCGCUGUGUAAAUGGUCCAAUUGCAACAACUAUUUUUCCCAUAGCAUAGCGGCCACAAAUAAAUUUCAAGUACAGCAUAAUAUCACCAACUACCACUAACAUCAACAUGAUAAUGUAAACAUGAUAACGUUAUUAACGUGUUGUACAGAGAUGCUAAUGAAAACUGUUUCCUGUCAAAUAUGAUUGGUCACCUUCAUGCUACUUUUCAACCAUUUCCUUCCCCUUGCUCUCUCUAAUAUUUAUUGCGGCAUACAUCUUCCUCGUCUUCAAUCAUGCCAUUGUUCACUUGUCCUCCUAUUAGUAUCCACCACGAGGUGGUCGUACUGCCUCGUUCUUGCUGCUCCUGUAUACUUCCUGCUCAUUUAUUUAUUUUUGCAAGCCCGCCCCCACAAACUAGGUGGCAAAUAAUAUGCAUUGCCGACCGUGAUCCCUCGGCUGCGACUCACCACUCUCAUCCUACUCGACCUCGACACAGCUGGUGGCUGUGGUCGAGGAAUGAAUUUAAUGUAUACGAAGAUCAUGAGCCUCCACGUAAUUGAUUGUACUUGUAAAAACGCAUCAAGAGAAGAAAGAAUAAUUUGUUUGCGGUGGGGCAAUGUAAUCUUCUCACGCAA
Molecule: messenger RNA, 6415 nt
Organism: Amoebophrya sp. A25
Lineage: Eukaryota; Dinophyceae; Syndiniales; Amoebophryaceae
Source: the annotation of a GenBank genome assembly